Molecule: messenger RNA, 1812 nt
Organism: Caenorhabditis briggsae
Lineage: Eukaryota; Metazoa; Nematoda; Chromadorea; Rhabditida; Rhabditidae
Gene: Cbr-sma-4
Product: Protein CBR-SMA-4
Exons: 12
Coding region: 1-1812 (603 amino acids)
Biological process (GO): BMP signaling pathway; cell differentiation; regulation of transcription by RNA polymerase II
Cellular component (GO): heteromeric SMAD protein complex
Molecular function (GO): DNA-binding transcription factor activity, RNA polymerase II-specific; I-SMAD binding; RNA polymerase II cis-regulatory region sequence-specific DNA binding
Source: RefSeq, a predicted model, not a curated record
AUGACAUCCCAACCAUCCACUUCGAAUCCAAUGUAUUACGAUCAGUUGUAUGGAUCGGAGCAAAUGGUUCAGUACACACCAAUUGACUAUCAGUCCAAUUUGCUGUGUGGAAUGCAGUAUUUUAACAAUUCGCAUAAUCGAUAUCAGUUCCCCGUCCCAAUCCCCCAACCAUCUCUCUAUACCCCUCAUCAUGCUCCCAACCUCCACAACAUGCACCAAACGAGUAGUAUGGAUGAGUCACCUCCAUUUAAUGGAUUCAUUGGAUCAAUGAUUCUUCCCUCUCAACAACAACCUCCUCAACAACCACCUACUCAACUUCUCUACAACAACAACAAUCCAUGUGUCUUCACACCGCCCGGUCCGGCACCAAUUUCAACACCUACUGUAGCCUCCGCUCCACCACCACCUCAAUCUCAAAAACCACAGAAACCGAUUCAACAAUCUAUACAAGUAUCAAAUAAUCAAAAUCCAUCUCAUGGGCAGAAUGCCGGAGCAAUUAUCACAACGGCUAUGGACUCUUGCCAACAGAUUUCACAUGUUCUACAGUGUUACCAACAGGGUGGUGAGGACAGUGAAUUUGUGCGGAAAGCCAUCGAAUCACUGGUGAAAAAGUUGAAAGAUAAACGAAUUGAGUUGGAUUCGUUGAUUACGGCAGUUACGUCAAACGGGAAACAGCCAACAGGAUGCGUUACAAUUCAGAGAUCCCUAGACGGACGUCUCCAGGUUGCUGGCCGAAAAGGUGUUCCCCAUGUCGUCUAUGCAAGAAUAUGGCGUUGGCCAAAAGUUAGCAAAAAUGAGCUUGUGAAACUAGUCCAAUGUCAGACAUCAAUUGAUCAUCCUGACAAUAUUUGUAUCAAUCCUUAUCACUACGAAAGAGUCGUUUCAAAUCGGAUAACCAGCGCAGAUCAUACACUUCAUGGUGGAGAUUUACCAUCGAAAAACGAGUAUAUGGGAGGAGAGCAGGGCAUGAUGGAAUCAAAUUAUGGAGAUUGGCCGAAUACUCCUCCUGAUAAUAAUUUCAAUGCCGGAUUCCCAAGCCAAAACGCUCAGCACACAUCACCUCUACUCAACCAACCAUUAGUAUCAGAAAUUCCAGUGGAUUUGGGUCAAAUAAUAGUGCCAACUCCUUCUCAACCAUUGGAUAACUGGUGUUCUAUUAUCUAUUAUGAGCUGGAUACACAAAUUGGAGAGACAUUUAAGGUCAGUGCUUUGGAUCAUGGAAAGAUCGUGGUCGAUGGUGGGAUGGAUCCACAUGGGGAGAAUGAAGGACGCUUUUGUCUCGGAGCACUUUCUAAUGUUCACAGGACGGAGGCUAGUGAGAAAGCAAGAAUCCACAUCGGCGGUGGAGUCGAACUAACCGCCCAUGCCGACGGAAACGUCUCCAUCACCUCGAACUGCAAAAUCUUUGUCCGUUCCGGAUACCUAGACUACACCCAAGGAUCUGAGUACAGCAGCAUAGCUCAUCGCUUCACAGCCAACGAACCCACAUUCACAGUAUUCGAUAUUCGAUGGGCGUACGCACAAAUGCUUCGACGCAGUGAAUCCAGUAACGAGGCAGUUCGAGCUCAAGCAGCAGCAGUUGCUGGAUAUGCACCGAUGUCCGUGAUGCCAGCAAUAAUGCCAGAUAGUGGAGUGGAUAGAAUGCGUCGUGAUUUCUGCACAAUUGCGAUUUCAUUCGUGAAAGCUUGGGGAGAUAUUUAUAACAGAAAGACUAUUAAGGAAACCCCAUGCUGGAUCGAAGUAACCCUUCAUCGCCCCCUUCAGCUACUCGAUCAACUUCUCAAAAAUAGUUCUCAAUUUGGAAGCUCCUAA